AUGACCGCUGAAGCGCGGGGCUGUCUACCCAGCGACAGCCACUCGGUGGCGUUGCUCCAACGGGAGCCUUCUCGCAGCGGAAGUGGUGGAGAAGUGCAGCGUCUAUUGAAGGGUGUCGAGUGUAGCGGUGAUCUUACCACCUUGAUACUUAAUUCUUCAUCUGUCAGCACUCCGACAAACACGACAAGCAAUCAGGGCUGCCUCAAAGGCCAUGGUUUGCCCCUUACCGCAGGUGUCCCUUACCUCACCGGUGUUGGGGGCUUCCAAUCCUCCACUCAGUCUGGCGCCUAUAACAUGAUCAACAGUCUUCCCGGUUUCUCAACGGAAUCGCCAAAUGGGCAGUUGGUACAAUAUGACACCCAGUGGAACGAUUCACAGCUGCAGAACAGCGCUGGUAGCCGUACUGAAGCGCUCCACGAGGUGCCGCCAUACGCCAGCAGCAAUGUUGUGUCUCCGGAAAUGAAUCAAUCCACCUGGAAUUCCGCAAUUGAGGUACCUAUGAAAAUGCAUCUUGCUAAUCAAAGCAAUACUUUGGACAAGCAUUCUUGCCCCAUUCGCUUGAUGCCAUCUUUGGCCUCGAUACCUUAUAUCGCGAAUGGCCCUUUUCUACUUUCCUACUCUUUACUUGUACAAGUGAAUCUUGUUUUCACUAAGCCGUAG
Messenger RNA from Hydatigera taeniaeformis, 660 nucleotides. NCBI's taxonomy places the organism in Eukaryota, Metazoa, Platyhelminthes, Cestoda, Cyclophyllidea, Taeniidae. The record is from the annotation of a GenBank genome assembly.